GAAUAUUCUUGUGAUGUUGACAGAAUCGAUAAAUUCUUUCUCAUCAUUUUUGUUUCUCUCAUUAUCUACGAAUAAUGUGAAAAACCUAUGAUCAUCCAUCCAAGAAUUCCGAUACGGUAAUCGGAAACUUUUUCAACUUUAAUUCGCCUCGAUCAUCAACAAAUUGUCGCAACGUGGUUUUAUUUAAUGUUGUGUGAUUCGUAUUGCCAUCAAUCAAUCUUCCAUUCAAUCUUUCAUUAUUUUGUGAUACAAAUAAUUCUCAACAGAAACCAAAUAUGGCUACUAAGCAGAACAUAAGAAUUUUGUCAAUGAUAAUGAUGAUAAUAAUGGUAACAUUGAUGAUGAUAAUCAAACCAAGUGAACAAGAAUAUUAUACAGCAUUAGUACAUUUGGAAAAAUUAUUAAAAACAGAACAAAAUAUUGUUAAAAAUUUAAAUGAUUAUCUGGAUAAUGAAGAAAAACGUUUAAAAUCAUUAAAACAAUUAGCAUAUCAUUAUAAUAAAUUAAAUUUAUUGGCUAAUCAAGAUGUACAAACAUAUCUAUCGAAUCCAGUUAAUGCAUAUUUAUUGGUUAAACGUUUAACAACUGAUUGGAAUCUUGUUGAAUAUCUGAUCGAUUCGGAUCGUAAAGAUUUAAUACAUUUAUUAAAUGAAAAUGAAACAUUUCCAUCGGCUGAAGAUUUAUCUGGUGCUGCUGAAGCAUUACUUCGUUUACAGGAUACAUAUCGUUUGGAUACAACAAUGUUAGCCAAUGGUGUUAUACCAUCGAUAAAAAAUCAACAUCCAAUCGAUUAUAAUGAUCUCAAUAAUAACAAACGUAACAUUGUCGAUAAUAAUGAUAUGAAUUCAAUUGAUUCGGCAACAAAAUUAGUGAUGCCAUUAACAGCAAAUGAUUGUUAUGAACUUGGCCGUCAAGCAUAUCAUCAAAAAGAUUAUCAUCAUACUGUUUUAUGGAUGAAAGAAGCAUUACGUCGUUUAGAUGAAGAAUAUAAUGGAAUAUCAUCAGCUGAUAAACAAACAAAUGAUCGUGUAAAUAUUAUUGAACAUUUAGCAUUUGCAUCAUAUCAACUUGGAUCAUUACAAGAUGCAUAUGAAUAUACGGUAGAUUUAUUGACAUUAAAUCCAAAUCAUGAACGUGCACUUGGAAAUUUAGAAUUUUUUGAUAAUGAAUUAAAUAUUAGUAAUCGUUUACGACGGAUACGAAAAGGUGAUACAAAUGAUCCAGAUGUACCGGAUGAAAAUGCAAUUAGUGAAUCAAAAUGGCCAUCAGAAGAAAAUGAACGUGAUAUAUAUGAAGCAUUAUGUCGUGGUGAAAAUCGUAUACAUGAAACGAUUCGUUCCAGAUUAAAAUGUUAUUAUUUGGAUACAAGUAAAUUAUCGGAUAAAUAUGUACGAUUAUGGCGUAUUAAAGUUGAAGAAGCAUAUAAACAACCAAAUAUUGUACUUUUUAUUGAUUUUAUGUCGGAUUAUGAAAUUAAUGUUGUUCAACGAUUAGCUGAACCAUUAUUGAAACGUGCAACCGUACAGAAUUAUUUUACCGGAAAAUUAGAAACAGCCAAGUAUCGUAUUUCGAAAUCUGCUUGGCUAACUAAUCGUGAUCAUGAAGUUGUUUAUAAAAUUUCACGUCGUAUUCAAGCAAUCACUGGUUUGGAAAUGGAUACAGCUGAAGAAUUACAAGUUGUUAAUUAUGGUAUUGGUGGUCAUUAUGAACCACAUUAUGAUUUUGCACGUCGUGAAGAACCACGUGCAUUUGAUUCAUUGGGAACGGGUAAUCGAAUAGCAACAUGGUUAAAUUAUAUGAGCAAUGUACAAGCUGGUGGUGCUACAGUAUUUCCACAUUUAGGUGUUACAUUAUGGCCAAGAAAAAAUGCAGCAGCAUUUUGGUAUAAUCUUUAUAAAUCAGGUGAUGGUGAUCUAUUAACACGUCAUGCAGCAUGUCCUGUAUUGGUUGGUUCAAAAUGGGUAUCAAAUAAAUGGAUACAUGAAAUUGGCCAAGAAUUUCGUAAACCAUGUGGCCUUUGGCAAAAUGAAUUGAAUAUUGUUCAACAUGUUGAUUAGAUGA
This is a messenger RNA of Dermatophagoides pteronyssinus (European house dust mite), 2061 nucleotides long. Its product is annotated as prolyl 4-hydroxylase subunit alpha-1-like. Lineage: Eukaryota; Metazoa; Arthropoda; Arachnida; Sarcoptiformes; Pyroglyphidae. Gene Ontology annotation, cellular component: endoplasmic reticulum. The record is from RefSeq and is a predicted model, not a curated record. Gene Ontology annotation, molecular function: protein binding; procollagen-proline 4-dioxygenase activity; iron ion binding. Gene Ontology annotation, biological process: peptidyl-proline hydroxylation to 4-hydroxy-L-proline.